Messenger RNA from Saccoglossus kowalevskii, 1385 nucleotides. RefSeq lists its product as uncharacterized. The record is from RefSeq and is a predicted model, not a curated record. NCBI's taxonomy places the organism in Eukaryota, Metazoa, Hemichordata, Enteropneusta, Harrimaniidae.
CCAGCCGUACAUUACUCUAUCAAGACCAUAUCUAUCAAGAAUACUUUUAUAUCUCUGCACCGGUUUUUUAUUCUAUUUAUUUAUAUUUACAGUGUUUUGAUCUCAGUAUAUUACUGUACUAAAUUUUCAAUUCCACAUUAUUUAUAGGAUAUCGCAUUACUGCAUCACUGUUUUUAUAUAUUAUUAUUGGACGGUACUGCACUACUUGUAUCUAGUCUACUUCACAGGUUGCUAUACUUGACAAGAUGAAUACUAGACACCAAAGAACACGUCGUCCUGCGAUUAUUAAAUGUCCAUGUGUCAAAUGUGGGCAGGAAGUUACAGCUAGGCAACAAGCGAUGGAGUGUGAUUGUGGUCGCUGGCAACAUCGAAAGUGUGCAACUGGCAUUACAGCAGCUUUUUACUCAGAAGCUAUGAGACAAGGUACCAGUUUUGAUUGGAAAUGCACUCCUUGCAUGAUAUCUGAAAUACCACAGCCCGAUAAUGACGAGAGAUCGAUGAUUGCAUCGCCAACAAGCAAUUCAGGUGAUGAUAAUGAAGUAAUGGAGUCUACAAGACUAACAAAUACUAGUUCGCCCCAACAUCAUGAACCAAUGAUGGUAUCCAUAGAUGCGGAUAACUACGCAGUCGGUAACGUUGAGCCUGUGGAUGAACUGUCAACGGGAGACCCGCCCACUGAAUCAUACAGGUCUGACUAUGCCGAUGUACCCAUCACAUAUACUAAUGAUAAUGAAGUACUCGAGUCCACAAGACUGACAAAUGUAAGCUCGCCCCAACAACAUGGACCAGUCAACAUAUCUCUGUAUGCGAAUAAUUACGCAAUCGAUAACGUCGAACGUGUAGAAGAGUUGUCAAUUGGAGAGUCACCAAUAGAAUCCGACAUAUCAGACUGCACUGAUGCACCCGUCACGUAUGCUAUUGUUGAAGGUUCAACAAAAAGAAUGAAACCAAAGCUAAUAGACUCUAAUGGUUAUACAUAUACAAUGAAAAGAAAAACAAACAAAGGAAUAAUGUGGACUUGUCCUAAGCGAACUAAACAAAUGUAUUGUUUGGCAUCAGUGGUUCAGCGAGGAGGAGAUUUUAAACGUGGUGCACACGACCACCUUCACCCAGGACUUCCCGGUCAAGCAACUGUGGCGAAGGUAUAUUCGAGUAUCAAAUCCAACGCUUCAGAAAAAGUGUUCGAACCAGCAGGCGAAAUUGUGGAGGAUGCAAUUAGAGAAUUCGUAGGAGAAGAACCAGUGCCGACAUUACCGUCGUUUGAUUAUCUAACAAGAACUACAAAUAGAUUCAGACAGAAGAUGCGCCCAGACGAGCCAUCACAUCUCAUGGAUUUCGAAAUAAACGAGGAUUUCCUUCCGCCAGAUUUCAUCCACAAAGAUGUC